CGAGGAAAGCCCAGACAUUAUCGGUGGAUCACAACGAGAACGAGAAUCGGCUGCUCUCUUCGCAGCCCACUGACCUGUCAAUCUCGGAGGAAUCUCCGCCUCGAUCAGAUAGCGCAUUCGAGAGGGGCUAAUUUUUGAAACGCAGAGUUGAAUCAUCAGCAUCAUUAUCAUAUUUAUGAACGAGUGGAUCAUUCGUGGCCAGAUCACGCCAUUCUUAGCCUUCUGACUCCAUCAGCUAGUCAAGCAACAGUGGCACUUUCCAUCGGCACUCCCAUUCCUCCUGGCUGGGAAUUCCACAAAAUAAACGAUUGAUGUGAUCCGUUGUCUACCCCGAUCCAGUUGACAGCAAAAUGCGGGUUACGCUUUUAGGUAUACUGUCCUGGUCUUUGCAAGUGGCCGGGACGAUCUUGCAGAAUGGUCAGCCCAGAGAGAACCCGUACCCAGGGCAAGCACCCAAGAUCUUUCUCGACGAUACUUGGAACAUUUACGGUCCUGAUGUACAGGAAAUUGCCUACAAAGGGCGAUGGGACAGCCAGCAUGUCUCUUGGUGGUCGGCGCCCGGAAUCAAAGUGGAGUUUACUGGAGAUAAGCUUGCCGUGAGCUUUGGUCCCAGCACCACAGAUGGCGUUCUCGUCGCCUAUAGGCUCGGAUCUCUCGAUUGGCAAUUUUCCAACGUUACCGCCGAUGCAACGUAUCAGUUUGUCGGCAAUUGGACAGAGCUGAACGAUGAAGAGAUCCAGGAGAAGAAAAUCUUUGAGAUGCGAGUCACCAACUGGGGCUUCGGAGUCCAAAUAGCCGGUGUUGCUACCGCGAACAAUGCAGAGCUUACAGUGCCUCCUAAAUUCGACAAGAAAGUGGAGGUUAUUGGAGGAUCUAUUGCUAGUGGUCAGUACGGCACGUACGAGACCAUCUCAUCCUGGGCAUAUAUGUUCGUAGCUGGGCUAGGCAACGUCGAACACACCAUCACAGCCUACCCGGGUGCAUGCUUGACUGAUAAAGCAUGCUAUGGUGGUGACGUUCACGGCAUGACAUGGUACUGGCACCAAGCCUCUGAUCCCGGCAGCCGCGCACACCAAUUCUACGGCAACGAGCCCGAAGGAUGGGACGUCACCGCCGAACAACCCGCCGACCUAGUCCUAAUCCAAAUGGGUGGCAACGACUUCCGACACCCCAACGAAGUCCCCGGCAAGGAUUUCUACCACGCAUACGUUGACUUGAUUGAAGAUAUCCACAGCGCCUGGCCCCAUGCGGUAGUUCUCAUUGUAUCUCAAUGGGGCUCCUUCGUCAGGAAAGGAAUGACCCACCAACCGACCCAGGUCUACGAAGAAGAAGCCAAGAAAGUACACGAGCAUUUCCUGGACCGCGGCUUCGUCUAUUAUUUCGAUACAACGGGUAUCUUGCAAUACAAUGAUAUCAAUCCUAAGAAUCAUCCGACGGAUGUUGGACAUAUCAAGUUGGCGAGUCACUUGUUGCAGUGGGUGAGGCUUGUGUUGCGGUGGAAGCUUGAGCCGCUUGGGGAGGUCCAGCAUGGAACUCUUUACUGGAAUGACCAGCAAGAAUAUUAGACACUGAGUCUAUGGCUUGUUUGAGGACAAGCUUGUGGUGACUCUUUUUGAUUCGAUUUGUAUUAUAUAGCCAGUGAAUAUGGAUAUAGGUAAACAUUGUUGGGUUGUGUAUCCUAUUACUCGGAUAGGUCAGUGUGGGUUUGGCCACAGGGCCCUCUGUCCAUCAACGUUCAUUUUCCAAGGUCCAACUACGCAAAGCUAAUCAGGCAAGCUCGCUGACGUAGCUUAGCUCGAAGUAACUUUGAAACAAAGUCUGCCAAAG
Molecule: messenger RNA, 1827 nt
Organism: Penicillium brasilianum
Lineage: Eukaryota; Fungi; Ascomycota; Eurotiomycetes; Eurotiales; Aspergillaceae
Source: the annotation of a GenBank genome assembly